This is a messenger RNA of Prunus avium (sweet cherry), 1994 nucleotides long. RefSeq names its product inositol transporter 1 (gene INT1). Gene Ontology annotation, biological process: transmembrane transport. NCBI's taxonomy places the organism in Eukaryota, Viridiplantae, Streptophyta, Magnoliopsida, Rosales, Rosaceae. Gene Ontology annotation, cellular component: membrane. The record is from RefSeq and is a predicted model, not a curated record. Gene Ontology annotation, molecular function: transmembrane transporter activity.
UUGCAUUUCAGAACUGAAGGAUCAGAUUUUCGAAUCGUCUCAUAAACAAGGAGAAGCUUGAUCUGAGUUAAAAAUCGUACCUCCAUUGUUCAAAACGGAGCUCUUCUUGGUCCUAUUUUAGCUUCCGCACUCGAUUAAAUUGUAGGGGUUUCGUGUAAAAAUCAGCAUAGGAAAAUCACAACCCAGUAAUUUUUUCGGUUGGUAGAGUUCAGAGGAAGUUGAAAUUCUCGGUUUUUUUGCUUGAAUUUCUCUUCUGUAUUUUCGAAAUUGUGUUUGGUUCUCUGGUCCAGAGGCUUGGUAGCUCAGAGGAAGAGAGAAGAUGACGCUCGAUUCGAUGCCAGGGAGCUCAGGGUACUUGGAUUUGCAUCCAGAGAGGAAAAUGUUCUAUUUCAAGAAUGCUUACAUUCUCCGUUUGACUGUAGUUGCUGGGAUUGGUGGGCUUCUCUUUGGCUACGACACAGGUGUGAUAUCGGGGGCGCUUCUGUAUAUCAAAGAUGAUUUUGAGGCUGUGAAGGACAGUAGUUUCCUUCAGGAAACAAUUGUAAGCAUGGCCAUUGUUGGUGCUAUAAUUGGGGCAGCUGCAGGGGGUUGGAUUAAUGAUGCUUAUGGACGUAAGAAGGCUACUCUUCUUGCUGAUAUUAUCUUUACUCUUGGGGCGAUUGUCAUGGCUGCUGCUCCAGAUCCAUAUGUUCUUAUAUUGGGGCGACUUCUGGUCGGCCUCGGUGUGGGUGUGGCAUCUGUUACUGCUCCUGUUUACAUCGCAGAGGCAUCCCCAUCAGAAAUAAGGGGAGGACUAGUGAGCACGAAUGUUCUUAUGAUAACUGGUGGCCAGUUUAUUUCCUACCUUGUUAAUCUCUGUUUUACAGAGGUCCCUGGGACAUGGCGAUGGAUGCUUGGAGUAUCAGGUGUUCCAGCUGUCAUUCAGUUCUCUCUCAUGCUCUGUCUACCAGAGUCUCCUCGAUGGCUUUUUAUGAAGGAUGAUAAAGAAAAAGCCAUUGCUGUGAUGUCCAAAAUUUAUAAUUUGUCUCGCUUAGAGGACGAAAUAGAUUACCUUGCUUCUCAAGCAGAGGAAGAGCACCAUAAGAAGAAGGAUGUUAGCUACUGGAAUGUUUUCAAAGUAAAAGAAAUCAGACUUGCUUUUCUGGCUGGGGCCGGACUUCAGGCAUUUCAGCAAUUCACUGGUAUCAAUACGGUCAUGUACUACAGCCCAACAAUUGUGCAGAUGGCUGGCUUUCAGUCCAACCAGUUAGCUCUUUUACUGUCCCUUAUAGUGGCUGCCAUGAAUGCUGCUGGGACAGUUCUUGGCAUUUAUCUCAUUGACCAUUUUGGCCGGAGGAAGCUGGCCCUCUCGAGCUUAAGUGGUGUUAUUGUGUCACUUCUCAUCCUCUCGGGUGCUUUUUUUGUUCAAUCAUCUGGUUCUACAAGUGUAUUCUAUGGGUGGCUUGCAGUUAUAGGUUUAGCCCUGUAUAUUGGUUUCUUUGCACCGGGAAUGGGACCUGUGCCAUGGACCGUGAACUCAGAGAUAUAUCCUGAAGCAUAUAGAGGGAUAUGUGGGGGAAUGUCAGCUACUGUGAAUUGGAUAUCGAAUUUGAUUGUGGCCCAGACAUUCCUUUCGGUUGCAGAAUCUGUUGGAACUGGUGCAACUUUCUUGAUCAUUGCGGUUGUGGCUGUCAUUGCAUUUGUCUUUGUGAUUCUGUUCCUACCCGAGACAAAGGGCUUGACAUUCGAGGAAGUGGAGAGGAUUUGGAAGGAGAGGGCUUGGGGCAGCAGUGGUUCUAACACACAGAGCCUUCUUGAGCAGGGAGAUGAGUCUUAGGUGUUACAAUUUUGCUUAUUCUGAUAGAACUGCUAGCUGUGCUUGCUGUAGAAGACGAACUUGCAUCUUGUUUCAAUAUGUAUAUAUAUCCUCACGUACUUGCUUGAAGAUCAGCGUUCGACUAGUAAGUCUGGUCCAUUGUGCCCCAUGAGAAUUUCUGGAUUGGCAGGAUGUCCUU